Molecule: messenger RNA, 2312 nt
Organism: Polyodon spathula (Mississippi paddlefish)
Lineage: Eukaryota; Metazoa; Chordata; Actinopteri; Acipenseriformes; Polyodontidae
Product: serine/threonine-protein phosphatase 2A 65 kDa regulatory subunit A beta isoform
Exons: 12
Coding region: 98-1330 (410 amino acids)
Biological process (GO): protein dephosphorylation
Cellular component (GO): protein phosphatase type 2A complex; cytoplasm
Molecular function (GO): protein phosphatase regulator activity; protein binding
Source: RefSeq, a predicted model, not a curated record
CUGCGGUCUCUUCAGUGUCUGCUACCCCCGUGUCUCCAGCACCGUGAAGGCUGAGAUCAGACAGCAUUUCCGGACCUUGUGCUCUGACGACACUCCAAUGGUGCGCCGAGCUGCUGCUUCCAAACUGGGCGAAUUCGCCAAAGUGCUUGAGCUGGACUAUGUGAAGAGUGACAUCAUCCCUCUCUUCACUACACUGGCUUCUGAUGAGCAGGACUCUGUGCGUCUGCUGGCAGUGGAGGCCUGUGUCAGCAUUGCCCAGCUGCUCCCUCAAGAGGACCUGGAGGCCCUGGUGAUGCCCACCCUGCGCCAGGCUGCGGAGGACAAGUCCUGGCGUGUGCGCUACAUGGUGGCAGACAAGUUUUCAGAGCUCCAGAAAGCGGUGGGUCCAGAGAUCACCAAGAACGACCUGGUCCCUGCGUUCCAGAACCUGCUGAAAGACUGCGAGGCCGAGGUGCGAGCAGCAGCCUCCAACAAGGUGAAAGAGUUCUGUGAAAAUCUACCUGACGACAGCAAAGAGAAUAUUAUCAUGAGCCACAUUCUUCCCUGUGUCAAGGAGCUGGUCUGUGAUACCAACCAGCAUGUGAAGUCUGCCCUGGCCUCUGUCAUCAUGGGUCUGUCCACGAUCCUGGGCAAAGACGACACCAUCGAGCACCUGCUGCCUCUCUUCCUGGCUCAGCUGAAAGACGAGUGCCCAGAAGUGCGUUUGAAUAUCAUCUCCAACUUGGACUGUGUGAACGAGGUAAUUGGAAUCCGCCAGCUCUCCCAGUCUCUGCUGCCAGCGAUUGUGGAGCUGGCUGAGGAUGCCAAGUGGAGAGUGCGACUGGCCAUCAUAGAGUACAUGCCGCUGUUGGCAGGGCAACUGGGAGUGGAGUUCUUCGAUGAAAAGCUGAAUUCCUUGUGCAUGGCUUGGCUUGUUGACCAUGUGUAUGCCAUUCGAGAGGCUGCCACCUGUAACCUGAUGAAGCUGGUGGAGAAAUUUGGAGCGGAAUGGGCCCAGAACACCAUCGUCCCUAAAGUCGUAGCCAUGGCCAAUGACCCAAACUACCUCCACAGAAUGACCACCCUCUUCUGCAUCAAUGCUCUGUCUGAGGCUUGUGGUCAGGAUAUCACGACAAAGCAGAUGCUGCCCAUCGUCCUGAAGAUGUCUGGAGACCAGGUGGCAAACGUGCGCUUCAAUGUUGCAAAGUCCUUGCAAAAAAUAGGGCCGGUUCUGGAGAGUAGUGCUUUGCAGGCAGAAGUGAAACCAGUGCUAGAAAAACUGGCCACAGACCAAGAUAUGGAUGUCAAGUAUUUUGCUCAGGAAGCUAUUAGUGUACUUGCCCUGGCAUAAUGAGGACCAGUCUGCUUUUAGCACAGGACUGUAGUGAACGGUUUUUCUGCUGAAACAAGACCUCCAGGACUAUCGCAUCUAUUUAUUGAAAUUCAGAAGCUACUCUGAAGAUGUGGUGUUUAAAUCUGUGUUCCCUGAAUUGCUUAAUGUGUUGCUCGGUGUAGGAGGAGAGUACAGGUUGCCAUGGUAAUGCCAUGGCUUGCUCAAAGUUUAAUAACUGCAGUAAAUAUUGGAUGACAUGCCCAUUAGAUUUUAAAAUAGCAGCUCUCCCCAGUGCCUCUGGCUAGCAGUUAUACAUGGAUAUUGGUAAAACCAUUUUUUUUUUUUCUCUAUUCAAGGACAUUUUGAAAUGGUUGUGUUUUCCCACCCUUAUGUGCAAGUUAUGGACUUGAACUGAAGCUGGGGCCAGCACUGAGUGCACCAAACUAUUGGGAACAAAUGUUUUUUACCAGUUGUGUACAGGACUGUAACGUCUUGUAGAAAACUGACCAUGCAAGCGUGCUAGAAACUUAUUUAUUGAUUUGCUUUUAAUGUAUGUAAGUUUGCUUCUCGCUUCACAAUAGUAGGGUUCAGAUUCAAGUGUUCUGGCUUGUUUUCUGUAUUCCAGUGUUUUAAGCAUUUGUUGGGAUUUUUAACACUUACUUUUCUUAACGUGGUUUCUUUUUCUUUUCUUUUUGAACUGUUUUUUUUUUUUUUUUUUUUUUUAAAUGAUAAAAUAAUGGAACUAAUGACCAUGUUAUAAUGCCCUUGCAGCCAUAGAGGUGGGACACUUAUAAAUUCUCCUGGUUUGAGCGGGGUCAAACAAUUGUCAUUGUAGAAAUGUGAAAUGUGUGUUUGCUCCCCCCCUGCAUAAUGAAACUGAGAAACCUAUUUAAAGGUUCUGGCAAAACCUUGAUUUGUUCUGUGUCACUGUUAGUUUUGGUUUUUAGAAGGGACACUGUAUUGUAUGUCUAAGGGGGAAGUUAAUAAAGUAAUAAAGACA